Molecule: messenger RNA, 1404 nt
Organism: Trematomus bernacchii (emerald rockcod)
Lineage: Eukaryota; Metazoa; Chordata; Actinopteri; Perciformes; Nototheniidae
Gene: pik3r6a
Product: phosphoinositide-3-kinase, regulatory subunit 6a
Exons: 6
Coding region: 4-576 (190 amino acids)
Source: RefSeq, a predicted model, not a curated record
CCGAUGGAGAAGAAGCAGGAAUCUUCUCACCAGUACGGUUCACUGGAGCGCACUGAAUGGAGCAAAGACACCAAAAAACCAGACGAGGACGUGGUGUCUAUGGCGGACUCCACCAUCACCGUGGACGACAUCGAGGGGGAGCUGUUUAAGAUUGACAGGAUCAGAGACGUGCUGGUCAGGAGGGAGUCAGAGCUCAGAUACAUGAUGGAUGACAUUCAGCUGUGCAAGGAGAUCACUCGUCUGAAGAAGGAUCUGCAGAAAUUAGUGUCCAUACCAGAUAAUGACAAGUCCAACGAGGACCGGCAGAAGGAGGAGGAACUCCUGCAGCAGAUCCACAAGCUGGUUGAGACCAGAGACUUCCUGGUGGACGAUGUGGAGUUUGAAAGACUCAGGGAAAAAGAAGAAGACAAAGAAAUGGCAGAUUUUCUGAAUUCCAAAUUUCCCAAAAAUAUGAAGAAGAAAGGUGUUCCACCCAGACGAGCGCCGUCCAGAGCUCAGCAGACCUCUUCUCCCUUCGCCAAGACGGGCCUCACCCUGCUGAAGGAGUGCUGCGGCUUUACAUGCUCCAUCAUGUAGACUAGGGUUGACAUAGGGGCCACAAAUCAAAAUUGGCCUCUCUACAAUAGUCAACAUUUCAAAUUUCAGCUUUUCAGUCCAAGAAAGACUUUGAAGCAUGGAUGGAGCAGUACAGUGGAGGUUAAGAAUUCUCCAGAGGCAGAGCUAAGGUUGUUGCAAAGAUCAUGUGGUUUGUUUUCCAUACCCAAGUUUGUCUCGUUAUAUAGAUUCUAGUUACAAGUUUGCCCAUACAUAAGAUUGUAUAUCUGGUUUUGUUUCCAUCCUGUCUAUGCUCUCUAAUCCCACUUUUGUUUAAAUUUUCCCGCCAAAUUAACAGCAAUCAAAUGCAAUUGUGGUAUUAUUUCUCUUUUUAAGCUGAGAAGACAGGGUUUUAAAGGAUAUAAACAGCAUAGCACAAGUUAGGUAUGUAUUGUGGAAAGACUAAUUGGAAUAAAUCACUAUAACAUGCCUACGACUUCUAUAUUCAAAGACCUCACUGAGCUAUGGCAGCAAUCAUUUCCUCAUUAAAUGUUGUUUUGCAGGCCAGUCUAGAUACAAUGCUGGAAAUAUAAAAACAGCAUUCAGGAGAUAACACUAAUGAAACUGACAUUAAACAGGAGCUCUGUUAGGUUGAAGUUGCCCGUUAUUUGAGUUCCGAUUUAAAUGGGUACGACCUUUUUCAAAGUGGUGGUUUGUGAAGAAUCAAUGGAUGUCUCAUUACGCUCAAUUUCCCUUUAUUGAUAGUUCACCAAUGUUCAGUACUUUUUCAAAUGAUGCAAAGUAGAAUUGAAGGACAUUAUACAAUAUAACAUUUUUCAGUCAGUAUUUUAUUCUGGUGAGCAUUCAACA